Messenger RNA from Bolinopsis microptera, 2189 nucleotides. RefSeq names its product isopenicillin N synthase-like. Bases 98 to 1036 code for a protein of 312 amino acids. Gene Ontology annotation, molecular function: 2-oxoglutarate-dependent dioxygenase activity. The transcript is spliced from 5 exons. The record is from RefSeq and is a predicted model, not a curated record. Lineage: Eukaryota; Metazoa; Ctenophora; Tentaculata; Lobata; Bolinopsidae.
CGGCAGCCCGCUCGAUCAUUUCCACAGAGUCUCCAAAAUAUCAUUCUCUGACUUAAUAAACAAUGAUCAAACCAUCGACCCUAAAAUACUCCGCUCCAUGCAGGAGUUCGGCUUCUUCUACGUUAACAACGUGCCAGACUACAAUGCUCUCCAGGAACUCACCCUGCUCAAACAUUUCUUCAGUCUGCCUGAAGCCACGAAAAUGUCACUUGCAGUGAAAAAACAUGAACCGAAAAACUCAAACAUAUACCGAGGCUACGGUCCAGUGGUGGAUUCCGGUACACAGCACAAGGAGAUGUUCAACAUAGGCCCCCACGAGGCUCCCACACCUACGUACCAACAGACAGACUCUCCGUUGGAUAAACUGAGGGCUAUCAGUAGGGAGCGGAGUGUGUGGCCUGAUACCGGAGAUAAAGAGUUUGAUGGGGAGUUUAGGAGGGUGUUCAGUGAGGGGAUGAAGAUAAGGAUGAAAAUAGCAAGAGGUAUUAUUAGAAGCAUCGGGAGGAGUUUAGAAGCAGACCAGCUUAUUUCGAGAUUUACAGAAUCUGAAUUCUCAACUCUUGGGUUGAGACGUUAUCCCACCCGAACUAAGAGGACAGAAAGUAUGAAUUCAGAAUACGAUGGAGUCGCCCUGUCAGAACUCGAACACGAAGACUCGACUGUAACCGUGUUGUCUACAUUUAACUACACUGGUCUCCAGGCCCUGUACGGCGAGGAAUACCUGGAGGUUCCCCCAUCUGAGGACGGAUUUAUUGUUAAUAUCGGGACCCUUGUUGAGGACAUUACUGAUAAGAAGAUAAAAGCAGUCAGGCAUAGGGUUAAACAAGUUGACUUUGAGAGACAUUCUAUUCCCUGCUUCUUCAACCCAUCGUUUGAUGCGGAUAUAAGCAAGAGCAUAUCAGGGCGGACAACAGCAGCUGGAGAAGAAACACAGCUCUUUGGAGAGUGGAUGAGGGAUUAUCUACCUAAAGUGGAACCUGGACUGUUAGAACAGGACAUAUUGACCAAGGAGGCUGUAGAUGUUGGUGGUCAUUAAACUGCUGUUAUAUGUUUAGUGAUAUUAAAUAUACAGAUAUUAUAUAUAUACAGAUUGGGAUUUGGGAUGUUAGAUUUGUUUAGUUUUUCAUGUUAUUUUAUUAGAUUUUUAUUUAUAUUAAGGAUAGUUAAAAACAACGCCCAAGUCUUAUCUUUCCCUAAAAAAAUAACUGAAUAUCAAAACAUCAUUGUAUUUGUAAUUGCUGCCAAUAUGUCUUAUCAUAAGCUAAAUUACAGAGAUAAUACAGAUCAAAAAUAUUAUUCAUGGUAAGUCCCGUGUAUUUAUGGCAAAAAUGAGGGAAGAAAGCGCUGGUCCAUCAACAGGACCCGCAAAACAUGUCCUAACAUUCUCCACCGACUAGUAAUUAUACGGUCUACGGGCCAAUUUUUCUGACAAUAGUUCAGUAUUGCAGCGUUUAUAUAUAUACAAGAUUUGUUGACUCCUGGGUACUUUAUAUUCAAAAUAGAGCGAAGAUGUCUGUGGUGAGCAACAUCAUUUUAAAGAAGAUUAAUAUUUGAACUUAAAGAAAUAGUGUUGAAUGAUCGCAGAACUUUGAUUUCAUUGUUGUAAUAUAUUGAUGCCCAUAAUCGGUUACUACUCCAACCCUCAGUUUAAAAACCGUUGAGAAUAAUGAAUAAGGUUCUUUGUUAUUAUGUAUAAUGAUAUAUUGAUGGCUGAUGCCCAUGAUAGAUUAUUUAUUUGACCCUCAGUAAUCAGAAUAUAUUUCUUUGUUAUUAUUGCAGAAUAUUAUUGAAUAUUGAUGCCCAUAUUCGGUUAUUUUAUCCUACCCUCAGUUUUGAAAGGCGCUAAGAAUAAGUUUCUUUGUUGUUAUGUAUAAUAAUAUAUUAAUGCCGGCCAUAAUAAGUUAUUUGAUUUGACCCUCAGAAUAUAUUUCUUUGUUAUCAUUGUAUGUAGUAUAUUGAAUAUUGAUCAUUGAUGCCCAUAUUCGGUUAUUUUAUCCUACCCUCAGUUUUGAAAUUCGUUGAGAAUAAGUUUCUUUGUAAUCAUUAUAUCCACUGAACUAUAUUUCUACCAACGCUUUAACAAUUGUCGAGAAUAGUUGUUUUUGUACCACUUGAAUCUUUAUUAUUUAUUAGAGGAAAUUGAAAUUGUUGACAGCUGUAAUAUGUUUUCAUUAUCGAAUAUCGUCAAA